Molecule: messenger RNA, 651 nt
Organism: Nannizzia gypsea CBS 118893
Lineage: Eukaryota; Fungi; Ascomycota; Eurotiomycetes; Onygenales; Arthrodermataceae
Exons: 3
Coding region: 1-651 (216 amino acids)
Source: RefSeq, a predicted model, not a curated record
AUGGCUAACUUUUCAUGUUUCCCGAUGAAUGUCACACCUCCUUCUUUUCUUUUGGCUUUCGGUUCAUCGCGAUAUGGACAGCCGGCGGUGAAUCUGUCUGUCGGUAUUCAGGGUCGAGAAAAGAGUCGAUGGCACUGGCCAAGCGUCAACCUGCAUGUUAGCUGCUGUUUGGGUUUUGGGGGUCAAAAGACCACUCACCUUCUCAGAUAUCAGUCUGCUCGCCCAAUAUCAAUCAAUACAGCCUCCUACCCCUUAAACUCGGAUCACACCUGGUUUCUCCUGCAGCAAUCUGUUCCCGAAGCAGUGGAAACGGACCCCAAACUCUCACAACAUCGGCAGCAGCAGCAGCAGGCUCUUUAUUGUGAAAACCCGACACAGUGGAAUCUGGGCGGGAAAGAGGCAGGGUCGGAGCAGAUCAACACCGUCGGACUUCAUUGGCGUGCAUUCCUUGGGUCGUUGUUGUCGUUGUCUGUCAGUCCCGCCAGUCUGUCCGCAUGUUUUGAGGAAGCCCGUUGUACAAAAAACCCCGCCGCUACUUGGGUUUGUAAGGUCAAUCGCAUAUAUCCAUGGCGUCGAGAGCAUGCAUCUACGGGAUUCACGCCCUGCAGGGCCGUCGCGGUGGUCGCUCCUAUUAGCACAUCAGCACAUUAG